Messenger RNA from Hippocampus zosterae (dwarf seahorse), 1585 nucleotides. Its product is annotated as carbohydrate sulfotransferase 11-like. The transcript is spliced from 3 exons. Gene Ontology annotation, cellular component: membrane. Lineage: Eukaryota; Metazoa; Chordata; Actinopteri; Syngnathiformes; Syngnathidae. Gene Ontology annotation, molecular function: sulfotransferase activity. The record is from RefSeq and is a predicted model, not a curated record. Gene Ontology annotation, biological process: proteoglycan biosynthetic process; carbohydrate biosynthetic process. Bases 558 to 1580 code for a protein of 340 amino acids.
ACACAGGAAAAGAAAACCCGACAUUACCAUUUUAUCAGGCAGUCGCUCUAGUCCCGAAUUGGCAAUAAAAUGUAAUAUCCAAACGGUGUUGACAAGAACUCACCGUAGCUUCUCAAAUCAGAAAUGAGUUCUGCGUUUCCAAACCAUGUCACGCUGUGACCGGACUAAAUGGCGAUGUGAGCGUUUUACUUGGAAAGGUUCCACAGCUGUAUCCGCCCUGGGGAGGGAAGGGUUAACUGGGCACGGACCCUUUGGAAAGAACUGAAGCCACCCGGGCGUCCAAUGCACCUUUGAAUAAAAUGCCUCGCCUUCUUUGACACUCGUUGAAGCCUUUUACUCGGACUGUCUUUGGUACCGGAGUAACCUGCUCUUCCGAUCCCGCGUCUUAAUCUCCUGCAAACGCGAAGAUGUACUGCAAGCCAAAAGCAGCAAAGGUCAGAAAGACGGAUCGAUGUCCGUGAUCAAGUAGACAGACAGCCCGUCCGAACAAAAACACCUUUUUGCAUGAACGCCGGCUGGGAUUGGUCGUCAACUCGGUCUCCUCCCGAGGACUCAGGAUGAGGAAAUCGAAAAUCAUUCGAAUGCUUUUUGCUUUGAGUCUAGGAUGCUUCUUGAUGGUCAUUUUCUAUUUCAACAGCAAUCUAAAACCAGCCUCAGCCUCGGAGCAACUUGGGGAAAGAAGCGAUGGGCAGAAGCCCAGGAGGAGUCCCCUGCAGACACUUUAUGGCGGUGACCAGGCCGAGUCAGCAGUACAGGCCAUCCAUCAAGGCCGACGGGAGUUUUUAGAGGAAGCCUGCCGCUCCUACACCCGAAAGCGUCGCGUCCUUAUCCCGGAAGACCUUAAGCACGUCAUCGUGGAUGACCAGCACGGUUUGCUGUACUGCUACGUACCCAAAGUGGCCUGCACCAACUGGAAGCGAGUACUCAUGGUCCUGACCGGCGCGGCCGGAUCCCGCCGAGACCCGCUGGAGAUACCGGCGAACGAGGCCCACGUCCCGGGAAACCUGCGCACCUUGUCCGAGUACUCGGCUUCCCAGAUCAACCAGCGCUUGCGCUCCUACUUGAAGUUUGUGUUCGUACGCGAGCCGUUCGAGCGGCUGGUGUCCGCUUACCGCAACAAAUUCACGCGGAGCUACAACACGGCUUUCCACAAACGAUACGGCACCAAGAUCGUACGCCGGCACAGGGCCAACCCGCAGCCGGACGCUCUGGAGAACGGCCACGACGUCUCCUUCGAUGAGUUUGUGUAUUACCUGGUGGACCCGGCCACCCAGAUGGAGGAACCCUUCAACGAGCACUGGGAGCGGGUGCACUCGCUGUGCCACCCCUGCCUCAUCCACUACGACGUGGUGGGCAAAUACGAGACGCUGGAGCAGGACUCCAGCUACGUGCUACGGCUGGCCGGCGUGGAGGAUCGGGUUCGAUUUCCUGCCUCGUCCAAGAGCGCCAGGACUACGGGAGAGGUGGCGGCGCAGCUUUUCCUCAACAUCAGCCCCUUCUAUCAGAAGAAGCUGUAUAACCUCUUCCGCAUGGACUUCCUCUUAUUUAACUACUCCGUGCCGGCGUACCUCAAGUUGUGACGAGC